Molecule: messenger RNA, 2950 nt
Organism: Pipistrellus kuhlii (Kuhl's pipistrelle)
Lineage: Eukaryota; Metazoa; Chordata; Mammalia; Chiroptera; Vespertilionidae
Gene: SLC2A9
Product: solute carrier family 2 member 9
Exons: 13
Coding region: 93-1679 (528 amino acids)
Biological process (GO): monosaccharide transmembrane transport
Cellular component (GO): membrane
Molecular function (GO): hexose transmembrane transporter activity
Source: RefSeq, a predicted model, not a curated record
GGCCUAUCUGUUUGCUCUUUAGACCGGGGCAGGUGAGCGGAGCGCGGGCACAGGAACAAAAGGAGGCCAGUCCCAAACCCCAGAAAGGAGCCAUGAAGCUGAGUGACAAGGGCCCGGCCGCUGACAAGGACAGCGAUUCGGAGGAAAAGAAAUCGAAAUGGUCCCUCUGGCUCGUCGCGGCCUCUCUCCUGGGCGCCUUCGGCUCCUCCUUCCUGUACGGGUACAACCUCUCUGUGGUGAAUGCCCCCACUCCGUACAUCAAGGCCUUUUACAAUGAGACGUGGGAGAGAAGGCACGGACACCCGAUUGACCCCGACACACUGACGCUGCUCUGGUCGGUCACCGUGUCCAUAUUCGCCAUCGGCGGACUCGUGGGGACGUUAAUGGUGAAGCCGAUCGGAAGGUUUUGUGGGAGGAAGUGCACGUUGCUGGUCAACAACUUCUUCGCGAUCACGGCUGCGCUGCUGAUGGCCUUCUCUCUCCGGGCGGGCGCCUUCGAGAUGCUCAUCGUGGGCCGCUUCGUCAUGGGCGUGGAUGGAGGCAUCGCCCUCAGCGCGCUCCCCAUGUACCUGAGCGAGAUCUCGCCCAAGGAGAUCCGGGGCUCCCUGGGGCAGGUGACCGCCAUCUUCAUUUGCAUCGGGGUGUUCACCGGGCAGCUGCUGGGCCUGCCGGAGCUGCUGGGCAAGGAGAGCACCUGGCCAUACCUGUUUGGACUGAUCCUCGUCCCCGCCGCGAUCCAGCUGGUGUUCCUGCCCUUCUUCCCCGAGAGCCCGCGCUACCUGCUGUUUGAGAAGCACGACCAGGCGGCGGCCGAGAAAGCCUUCCGGACGUUCCUGGGCAAGGAGGACGUGUCCCGGGAGGUGGAGGAGGCCCUGGCCGAGGGCCGCGUGCAGAGGAACAUCCUCCUGGUGUCCACGCUGGAGCUGCUCCGGACCCGCUACGUCCGCUGGCAGGUCAUCACCGUGGUGGUCACCAUGGCCUGCUACCAGCUCUGCGGCCUCAACGCGAUUUGGUUCUACACCAACAGCAUCUUUGGGAAAGCAGGGAUCGCUCCGGAAAACAUCCCCUACAUCACCCUGAGCACCGGCGGCAUUGAGACCCUGGCUUCCAUCUUCUCUGGCCUGGUCAUCGAGCGCCUGGGGCGGAGACCCCUGCUCAUUGGUGGCUUCGGGCUGAUGACCCUCUUCUUCGGGAUCCUCACGGUGACGCUGACGCUGCAGGACAGGGCCCCCUGGAUCCCUUACCUGAGCAUCGUCUGCAUCCUGGCCAUCAUCGCGUCCUUCUGCAGCGGCCCAGGCGGCAUCCCCUUUGUCCUGACGGGCGAGUUCUUCCAGCAGUCCCAGCGGCCGGCCGCCUUCAUCGUGGCGGGCACUGUCAACUGGCUCUCCAACUUCGUCGUGGGCCUCGUCUUCCCCUUCAUCCAGAAAAGCCUGGGCACCUACUGCUUCCUGGUCUUUGCCUUCAUCUGCCUCGCGGGUGCUGUCUACUUAUUCAUUGUCCUCCCUGAGACCAAAAAUCGAACCCAUGCCGAAAUCAGCCAGGCAUUUGCCAAAAGGAACAAGGCCUACCCACCAGCAGAGAAGACAGACUCGGCCGUCGCCGACGACAAGGCCACAGACAGGCCGGAACCAGAGGCCUCCUCCACGCUGGACAAUCACGUCAAAAGUGGGAUUGUCUAAACCACGGGGGUGGGCGGGGCAGGACGGGGGUGAGACCUUUUUUCUGCCGAGGGCCACUCGGAUGUCUGUGACAUCGUCCUCAGGCCAUACAUACAGAAUCAUCCACUUAAAAACCAGCCUGUUCUAUUUGACCAAGCAUUUCAUUAGCACACCCCGGACACCUUGGCAGGGCUGGAGCACGUGGUUCCUGGGGUUUUAUGCAGCCUGCGGGCCGGAUGUUCCCCACCCCUGGUCCUCACGAUGGUCUCACCAUUUCAGAAAGCCAAAGAUCCCCCGACAUGUUGAACAUUAUGAAGUACUUAAAAGUGAAACUUUGCUCACUUAAUACUGCAACCAUGUGGGUUUCGUGCACGGCUGUGUCCCCCAGACUCUCCCAGAAGCUGGAAGCGGCCACCCUGUGUCUUAGCAGACCCCGCAUUCUCCUACACGGAUCCCCGGCCCGCCCUCUUCACACCUGAGCCCAGGGCUCCGAGUUGGAAUCGAGGAGCGGGCCCUCCGAUGCUUUCUGGGAGGAUCGCAGUGCCGUGGGGCACAGGCCUUGAGUCCCUGCUCUGCCUGCCGCAGCCAGGAGCUGCCACCGUCCGAUCCUGAGUCCCCAGGGAACCCAGGCCCGGGUCCUGGGCACAGAUGUUCAGGACUUAGGUAAAGGAUUUCUCAGACAACCUGGCAAAUGCCUGGUCCCCAUCUCUGGCCUGCCCUGUGGACCUCUGACUCAGAGGAGCCUGCUGCCAUCCCCACCCGGCUCUGCCUGCCUUGGCUGUCCCAUGGGGCUCAAGGCCGCCAGCCCUGAAACACAGUCACCUCUGAGGGCCAGAUGUGUCCAGAAACCAGAGAGAGGACCCCACAGUGAAGUCUCAGGAGGCCGAUGCAAGAAGUAACAUUUCGGUAGAUGGCACGCUUUUCCGUGGGAACCAUCAACAAUGUUAAGACUGGUUCUGCGGCUGCACAGAGUGGAGGGGAAGGACGCGGCGAUGGCCUGGUGCUGUCUGCCCCGCGUGUGCCUCGUGGCUGCCGAUCCUGGAAGAGAUGCCGCUGGAAGAUGGCGUGUGAGGCAGGGUUCCCAGAGGCACAGAAAUCUACACACACUCAGCUCAGGGUCUACAGGCUCAGCUCCAGGCCACCACGUAAAGCAAGUCUCAAUAAACGAGUCUCACACACACGUGGUUUCCUGGUGCACAUAAGAGUUAUUUUUACACCCUGUGGCGUCUAUCUUGUGUGCAAUUGCGUUAUGUCUGAAAUAUGUACAUACUUCAAUUAAAAGCUAUUUAUUG